Molecule: messenger RNA, 3334 nt
Organism: Salpingoeca rosetta
Lineage: Eukaryota; Choanoflagellata; Craspedida; Salpingoecidae
Exons: 25
Coding region: 248-3334 (1028 amino acids)
Biological process (GO): protein export from nucleus
Cellular component (GO): cytoplasm; nuclear pore
Molecular function (GO): nuclear export signal receptor activity
Source: RefSeq, a predicted model, not a curated record
UAUUAUUUGAACUUCCACAAUCGCUGACACCUUCUCGCUGCUGCUGUUUGGCGAAUCAGAACCGCCACUCAACCUGCUGCCCGUGCUCACUGCCAGAGGCAGUACCCACGCUUCAGAAACAGGCUUCGUGUGGCGCGUGUGUGUCGGCUUGCUGUGGUGUCGCACUGCCCGAGGGCUUCCUUCUUUGCUGCUUUGAGCCCCCCUGGCCUUCAGCAGAAAGCGCCAUUUGUUGCAGACGGCCGCCACCAUGUCGAGCGGAUACAUCCAACAGUUUGAGCUCCUCUGCCGCGAGCUCUACGACGGGCAAGACCGUGACCAGCGGCAGGAAGCGCAGCAGUUCAUCCUCACCCUUGACUCCCAGCCCGAUGCUCUCCAGAACAGCAAGUACAUCUUCCAGAACACAAGCCUUGGGUAUGCGCAGUAUGUUGCCGCGCAGACGCUGACGUCGAUCGUGUCCAAGCCGCUGAGCGAGGUGACGGUGGAGCAGAAGCUCGAGCUCAAGACGUGGGCGCUGCAGGCGCUGUUUGAGGCCGAGUCGCAGGAGCCAUAUGUGACCACGGAGCUGUGCAAGCUGUGCGGGCGCAUCACCAAGCUGUGCUGGUUUGAGACGGACGGCAUGGACAACUACCCGUUCCGCACGGUCAUGGACGACGCAAUGCGGUUUGUGGACGCCGGCGGAUAUCGGCUCGAACGCGGGCUGCAGCUGCUGCACUUUCAAGUUGCCGAGAUGAACCGCCCAGACAACAUCCAGGGCCUCGCCAAGCACCGCAAGGUGUCGUCGAGCUUUCGGGAGGAGGAUCUGCUGAACGUGUUCCAGCUCGCGCUGACGGUGCUGGAUAAGGUCGUUUGCAAGACGGCCGAUACCGCCGACCCAGCCAUGCUGCUUGGGUGGGUGCUGCAGCUGUGCCGCGGGUGCCUGAGCUACGACUUUAUCGGCUCGUGUGUCGACGAGACAACAGAUGACCUCAAGACCGUCCAGGUCCCAUCAACGUGGAAGGAGACGCUGACGACGAACAACAUGCUGCCACUCUUCUUUGAGUUGUACCUCAACCUCGAACCCCCGCUCUCAAGCCAUGCACUCAACUGUCUGGUCCAGCUCGCCUCCAUCCGUCGAACCAUCUUCGCAACAGCCGAUGACCGCAUGAAGUAUCUUGGGCAGCUGGUUGACGGGCUGUGCCGCAUUCUGCAGACUGAACACGGCCUUAAGGACGGCGCCAACUACCACGAAUUCUGCCGCCUCCUAGCACGUCUCAAGACAACCUACCAGCUGUCUGAGCUGGUGUGUCUCGGCCGCUACCGUGAGUGCCUGGACUACAUUGCUCGCUUCACCCUCCUCUCCCUCCAGAGCUGGGACAUGGCUUCAAACAGGUCCGCUGAUACGCUGGAGGAUCAGCUGAAGCAGAUCGCCACCAUCGCUCGGUGCCAGUACAACACGAGCGCCGGCUUUCUGUCCGAGACGCUGCAGUCGUGCGCAUCGACAUAUGUGCAGACGCUGCAGCAGGGCAAUACCAGCGACGACAAGCGACUGCUGGAGGGCCAGCUCUCGUGGCUCAUCCACAUCAUCGCGGGUGUCAUUGGCGCACGGUCGUCGAUUGUCGUGUGCGACGACCAGGACGUGUACGACGCGCAGCUGAUUGCCAUUGCGCUCAACCUCAUGCAGACGAUGGAGAACGCACGUGGCGGCCGUGGUGGUGGCGGUGGCGGCGGCGCCAACGUCAUUGGAGAGAACCUUGACCUGGCGUUUAUCUUCUUCCUCCAGGAGCUCAGGGCGCACUACGUUGGGGAGCAGCGGCACAAGAGCGUGCGCGUGCAGCAGCUGUUGAACGAACAGCUCAACAUUGAGAACGAGAUGCAGCUGCUGGACGUCAUUGUGCAGAAGAUUAUCUCAAACCUCCGAUACUGCACAAACAGCGAGGAUGUGAUUCGGGAGACGCUUGAUCUGCUGAGCGAAUUCUGCACCCCGUUCAACGCCGUCAGGAAGCUCGUGCGGCUUGAUUCUGUGCAGUUUCUGCUGGCGAAUCACACCAGCGAGCACUUUCCGUUUCUGGACUACAUGGAGGACACACGAUUGCGCACCACAUACUACCAGGCGCUCGGCAAGGUGAUCAACCACGACUUCAGCGCGGAGGACCAGCGGUUUGAGCGGUUCAUGGCGCCGAUUGGGGCGACGGCGGACGAGCUGGCCCGACGCAUCCUCAACGCGGGACCCGAGGCAGCACAGGACCACUCAGCAAAACGCGCAAUUUUGGGGCUUGCGCGGGACCUGCGUGGUUUGGUGACGGCGUGUGUCAGCAAGUCGUCGUACAUGCUCAUGUUUGACUGGAUCUACCCAGACAGAACACCGCUGUUCAUCAAGGGUGUUGAGUUGUGGUACGACGACCCGGCGGUUGCCGUGCCCUGCCUCAAGUUCAUGUGCGAGUUUGUGUUUUCGCGCAACACGCGCAUGUCAUUCGGGCCGUCGUCGCCCAACGGCAUCCUGCUGUUCCGCGAGACGAGCAAGAUGGUGGUGACGUACGGAGAGCGGCUGCUGUCGCUGCCAACGCCGCCACCAGACCAGCUCUACCGCCACCGCUACAAGGGCAUCAUCGCCUGCUUCAACAUCCUCAGGAUGGCGCUGAGCGGAGACUACGUCAACUUUGGGGUGUUCAAGCUGUACGGCGACCCGUGCCUGGACGAGGCGCUCGGCCUGUUCUUUCGCAUGCUGGUGACAAUCCCGCUGUCGGACAUUGAGCAGUACCCGAAGCUCUCAAAGGCGUUUUACGGCCUCUUCCUCUACGUCACGCGCGACCACUCGGCCUACCUCUCCCAGCUCAGCCCAGACGUCUUCAGGAUGGUGAUGAUGUGUGUGCACAGCGGUGUGAAGUCUGUCAUCUCCACCAUCUCCAUCAACAGCUGCACCGCCCUCGACUCCAUGCUCACCUUCGUCUACACCAAGUCAGUGACACGCGUUGCGAACAAGAUGAAGCCGAUACCAGAGGCGACGGCGCUGGCGCAGCUCCUUGCCUCUGUCGAGGACAUCCUACUCGAGAUCCUGCGUGACAUGUUCCACGUGCUGAUGUAUGAGAACUGCAAGAACCAGUGGUCCAUGUCGCGGCCCAUGCUGCCGCUCAUCCUCUUCAACCCCCAGCACUUCCAGCAGAUCAAGGAGGAGGCCAUCAACGGCACGCCAAUGAGCAAGCGAGACCUGGUUGCAUCGUCGUUUGAUGGGCUGUUGAGCGAGGUGGAGGAGAGCCUGCUGGUCAAGAACAGGGACAAGUUCACGCAGAAGAUCUCGGUGUUUCGGCGAAACCUCACGACGCACGUGGCGCCAUCGCCCAGCAGCUCUGUUGCGUGA